Messenger RNA from Anoplopoma fimbria (sablefish), 3417 nucleotides. It is a transcript of the gene bnip3lb, whose product is annotated as BCL2 interacting protein 3 like b. Gene Ontology annotation, cellular component: mitochondrial envelope; mitochondrial outer membrane; nucleus. The record is from RefSeq and is a predicted model, not a curated record. The transcript is spliced from 7 exons. Gene Ontology annotation, biological process: mitochondrial outer membrane permeabilization; positive regulation of apoptotic process; defense response to virus. Lineage: Eukaryota; Metazoa; Chordata; Actinopteri; Perciformes; Anoplopomatidae. The coding region runs from base 116 to 754 and encodes 212 amino acids.
CCAGCCGCUCUCUGGAGAGCAACGAAGAAGAAACACACGGAGCAGGCCAGCUCGGGUCAAGAGCACUAUCUGUAGUCUGAAUGUGUGCAGGUAGGGUUGCUCACCAGACACGACCAUGUCCGCCGCCGUGACUUCCACAGACAGCCACGGGUCCUGGGUGGAGUUGGAGAUGAACAGAGGCACAGCUGGAUCGGCCCAGUCGGCCUCCACGGCCCCGGGCCUGCUGCCCCUCCCUCAGGUGGAGGAAGAGGAGGCCAUGGUGGGGGGGCUGGAGCAUGUCCCAUCCUCGUCCUCGAUCCACAACGGAGACAUGGAGAAGAUCCUGCUGGACGCCCAGCACGAGUCAAGCCGCAGCAACUCCUCCUGCGACAGCCCCCCCGCGGCCCCCAGCCCCCAGGAUGACGGGCAGAUCAUCUUUGACGUGGACGUUAGCGGGAGAAGAGACAGCCAAUCAGAAGAGGACGUCUUGGACAAGGAGAGGGACAUGGACAUCCUGAUGAAGGACGCAGACUGGGUUGCCGACUGGUCUAGUCGACCGGAAAACAUUCCCCCCAAGGAGUUUCAUUUCCGUCACCCUCGGCGCUCAGUAACACUAAGCAUGAGGAAGACCGGGGCCAUGAAGAAAGGAGGAAUCUUCUCCGCCGACUUCCUCAAAGUCUUCAUCCCCUCGCUGCUGCUAUCACACAUCCUCGCUCUGGGGCUGGGGGUGUACAUCGGAAAGAGGCUGACCACGCCUCCCGCCAGCUCGUUCUGAACCUGAGACUGAAGAAAAGUGCCUGAGGAGUGGCCACGAGUCGUCGGAGGAAGUUUUUGCUGUUGCGAGAAGAACGGCCGUCUCUUCUCCCCCUGCCCCCCACUCCCCCCCUUUCAUCCCUGAGAUAUGUUCUCAGGAGAAAUGCAUCUGCCUUUUCCCCUCUUCAUCUCCUCUCCUAGCACCCCUCUCCUCCCCCCCUUUUUUUUCUUGAUCAGCUGUUCCCUGACUGUCUGCAGAUAUUCCCCCCCUCUCCCGCCUUAUAUCCUUCACUCAUUUGUGUUCGCUUUUUCGAAGAAUGAAUAAGGUCAUGUUUCACUCUACCCAGCGAUUGGGUUUGAUGUUUAUUAACAGGUGGGUUUCCAGGGAGGGUCGCAGCAUCAAACCAAACUCUACUGCUACACACUGCCCCUUGAUCAUGUAACAACAAGGGAGGACUGUUCAGUUUUAGAUCCUACCAGAGAUUGUGCCACCUACGUACUCGAUAUCGAAAAGGUUUUCGACCAAAUUCUGCGUCGGCCACCAGAAUACGAAAAUGUGAUCAUGCCUUUUUGAAAGUAGCCAUUUUUUUUGCUCAAUUUCUUUUAGGUUUUUAAUUUAUUUUACAGUGGUGGUUUAUUGGGCAGGUGUAAAGCCACCAUAGUGGCCAAUCCUAAACAACGAGCUCUCAUGAAUGGCUCUGGGGAAGUCUCUGGCUCGGUCUGCCAGACAGGACGGAUUUACGUUUUUCACUCUUUUUGCAAUGGAAACUAGGAAUCAGAAUCUAUUCAAUUCUGCAUCUGAAUGAAUAUUUUGCAAAGCGACAAUAACUGGAAGUCAGGCUGUAGAUGUGUGUCUUGCAGGCGGCGUGUCCCCCUCUAUCUCCAACAGUAUUUUACUGUUUAAUAGCAGCAUGGUGGGUUCUAGAAAUGUCCAGGCGUCUGUCCAAACAGCCAGUGUCCACGUUGUCCUUCCACUGAGCUUCCUGGUUUGUCUAUAACAUAUCUUAGAGCUUGUUUGCUCCUGACUGAUCAGUUCCCACUUAUUUUUACUACCGAUAAGGCUGGAAAAGCUGGAUAUGACAUGAUACUGUGGUGCUUGUUUCAUAUCCAAAGUCAUCAAAAAGCAUUCAGUACCAAAAAGCUGAACAUGACAUUGGAACUUUCUUAAUCGGCAUUUGUUUUGAGGAUGUUUGAGCAAUUUUAUUUAAAAGUCAAGUAUUUCAUGAAAGAUGAAUUCAAUAUGAAACAGGAAAUAGUUGCCUUUUACUUUUGCCUUGCCUUUUUUUUUUUAACGCUGCUAUCUUUGUAUAAAAAUGUGCAGUGGUGGCCGUUCCUGCUUUCUAACACUCCAACACGUUUGCCAACAGAAAUACUGUCAGAUGAAGUGAACUGACUACAGGGUGUGAACAGGUGAUCCUCACUUUGACAUUUGUCACGGUGACACUACAGAUGUUCAGCUACUUGCAAUCGGCCGAGGGGAUUUUUUUUUUAAGAGGCUCUACUUUAUGUUUAAACAUAAGUACUUGUAUGAUUCAGAGGUCUACAGCAUGAUGGAAAGCCUCAUCAGACAUCCGCUUGACUGCACUAUCUGAGGUUGGACUGUGGCCAGUUUCAAAGUGGACCUUCCAUAGUCAGACCUGGGUCAAAUAAUAUUUGAUUUAGAAGUUCAGAUCUCCUUGAACACCAAUCCAGUAAGUAAAGAACUCCUAGAGAUCUGAUAUUUAAGUUACUCAGGAGUAAAUUACCUUUUUUUUUGUUGCUUUUCAUUGCCGACUACUUUGACUACCUUUUCAAAAAAUGCUGAAUGAUUUUUAUGGUUGCUGCAUUUCAGUGUUACAUUUCACGCAGAAAGUAAAGAGUGCACAAUAACUUCUAUGAGCUCUGGCAGUUUUUAAAAUCAGGGCUUGAUGAGUGAAGGUAUCUGAAAGAAUCGCUACUUUACUUUUCUGCUAUCGACAUUUCCUUGAAGUAAAGUCAAAUUAGCCGCUCUGUGAAACAGUUUUGCUGCAAAUACUAUUUGACCCCGUAGGUUGAGCCAGGUGGUCCUGGUAUCUUUUUGUUUGCACACCCGCAUCCAGACGAUAAAUACUAAGUGCUGGACAGAAAAGGAUGUUAAAGACGGUAAAAAUAGAAUCCGCAUGCGAGAUAAUGCAACCGAGAACAUUUAAUUGAUAACCAAAGGUGAUGUUUAGAGAGGUCUAGUUCUUCUUUGAAACAUCAACGUUGGUAAUCUAUUGAUCUACAUGUUCAUGGGAGAGUUAUCUCGUAAGAAGACACUAUUUCAUCUGUCUUAUCUUUUAGUUUUAACUCUUAUGACAGACUUAUCAACUACCAACAAUGAUGGGGUAUGGUUUCCAUUUCACAUAUGUCUACCUAUGUUUGACAGCAGUAUUCUGGAUUCUUCUGUCCCAGCUUGAGUGUCUGUUUUUAUUUUUCCUGAUUUUUGCAGAAAGAUUGUGAACGCACAGAGAAGGAGUCGAGUUUAAAAGUGUGAAGAUAGAACCCUCAUUGUUGAUGGCAGGGCCUACUGUGAAUAGGAAAAUGGAAGGUGUGGAAAGAGACUUCCCUCAGGCUGCGAUGCUCUAACAUUAGUUACUGUAAUGAUGCGUUUGCUUUGAUUUUCUUUUCUCCCACCACAUUGGAAGAAUUAAUCAACAUUUUGUCAUUAAAAAUGACCUGAAUGAA